This is a messenger RNA of Dentiscutata erythropus, 426 nucleotides long. Lineage: Eukaryota; Fungi; Glomeromycota; Glomeromycetes; Diversisporales; Gigasporaceae. The record is from the annotation of a GenBank genome assembly.
AUGUCUUUUGGUAGUCCUUAUUCUAAAACUAUGGAAAAAUUAGUUAAGGAAUGCACUGAUAAUGGUAUUCAUAUUGUAGUCUCAGCUUGCAAUAAACUUAGUGAUGCAUGCAUAGUAUCUCUAGCUGCUGCUCCUUCAGCCAUUACAGUUGCCACUUCUUAUAAAUCUGAUCAAAUAGCUGAUUUUUCAAAUUAUGGAUCAUGUGUUGACAUUUAUGCCCCAGAAAGUGAUAAUGAUAGUCAUGUUCUUAAAGAAACAAGCAUGUCUGCUCCUCAUGUUGUAGGCACAGUAGCACUUUAUAUUUCAACUUAUGGCAGCUUACAUCCAUCAAAUAUGUCUGAAGCAAUUAUUUCAUUAGCAACUAAAAAUAAUAUUACAGGAAUUCCUGAUAGAAAUAAUACUUACUUUUUGCGUGUAUCUUAUUAA